This is a messenger RNA of Paraglomus occultum, 726 nucleotides long. The record is from the annotation of a GenBank genome assembly. Lineage: Eukaryota; Fungi; Glomeromycota; Glomeromycetes; Paraglomerales; Paraglomeraceae.
AUGAUUAUUUUAGAUGAAAUUGAUUCAGUAGGAAUUAAAUCUUUUUCGGAACAUGAUUCACGAAAUGAAGAAACUAAUGGAAUUUUGACUAUGAUUGAUAAAAUAGAAAGAGAGAAAUUAGAUAUCAUAGUAAUUGGUAUCACCAAUUAUCCAGAAAAAUUAGAACCAGCUUUAGUUAGAUCCGGUCGUUUAAGCAAUAAAAUUGAGUUUUCUUUUCCCACCGAAGAGGAAGUAGGAGCAAUGGUAGAUUAUUUGCGACAAAUAUCAGAAAAAAGUUACAAAUCUGACAGAGUGCAGUGGUCCGAGCGGUUUUGGCAAGAAGUUAAGGAAAUUACUGUUGAAUUAGCGAAAGAAAAAGUGAGUCUAGUUUUGGUAGAUUUGCAACAAAUUAUUGGUCUUAUCUUGGCUCAAGCAUGCCAAGAAAAUUCCAGUAUAGUUAAACCCCAGAGUGAAGAUUACCGAACUAUUUUAGAGAAAAAAGUUCAGGAGAAAACUAGAAAAAAUGAAGCGAAUGAGCAGAUUUCAAAACUUUUCAAAUCUUUUCGUUUAAAGAAAGAGGUAGGAGAAGGGAAAAUUAGCCGUUUUGUAGAAAAAGCCAUUAUAAAGGAGUUAGACGACUACAACAGAAAUAUUGAGGAAAAACAAAAAGAAUUUCAAAAGAAAUUAAUCGCUGAUUAUAAAAGGGACGCCGACAGCAAGACACUCCGGAAAGAGGACGAAAUUUGA